GGACCCAGGUCCUUCUGAUUCCCAGGCCCGUGCUCUCGGGUGGUGUGAUGAACAUGUAGGACGGGGGGGACAUCUCAUGUGGUUAUCCCAGUGGAGCGCCUGAGCUCACCAUUCCCAAGAUCUAUUGAAAUUACUGCCUAUCCAAAGCGGGCACGGUUGUGACCAUAUCGUCCCAGCCACAAUGCUAUGCUUCCUUUUCUCUAGAAGACUUUGGGAGAAGGAAGAGGGGAAGAAAGGGGAAAGGCACCUUUCCCUGGUCCUUAGUCUAGAGAAUCGCUUUAUGCCGGCCCUCUCUCGGUGAGCCCCGUGCCGAGACGUGGGUACUCACAGACCGGGCCCGGUCCAGGCAGAGCUCUGCUGUCCAGGGCAUCCUGGAGAGCUGAGUAAUAAGCGACUUCCCCGAUGGUACCCCUCAAGCAGAGUAACCCAGCCUGACCCUGAAACCAGACCCUCCUCUGGAGCUGGUAGAGAACUCAACCCGCUCCUUAUUGGAAGUGCUAUUGAGUGGCACUAUUGUAUUUCAAUAAAAGAUUUGAUUUGAUUGAGAAAACUGCACUCAUCAUCUCUGUUGGAUUUAAAGGUUAAAAAAAUGGACUGAAGAUUUCAUAAGUGUGUCUAAUUUGGCUCACGGGCUCAUGUGAUACCCCAGAAGCACAUGAUGUGGUGAACAGGAGAUAGAUCCGUUUCAUUCAAGUAUUCUUGGCUCUGAAGGAGGCGUUCUUGGAAGUAGAAGAACGUUGCUGUAUAUUUUUGGGUUUGCAUCGUUGCCUUCCACCCUUCCAUUUUGAUUCCGGACCUGUGAAGAAUACGACUGCUUGCUUGUACCUGAGCCAUGGAGGCUGGCUCGGUGGUACGAGCCGUCUUUGACUUCUGCCCUAGUGUCUCAGAGGAGCUGCCCCUCUUUGUUGGGGACAUCAUCGAGGUGCUGGCCGUUGUGGAUGAGUUUUGGCUCCUGGGAAAGAAAGAGGAUGUUACAGGCCAGUUCCCCAGCAGCUUCGUGGAACUUGUGACCAUACCCGGCCUGAAACAGGGAGAGAGGCUGUUCGUCUGCACCUGUGAUUUUACUUCCCAGGACCCGGGAAGCCUCUCCCUCCAAAGAGGGGACCUGGUGAUCCUGGAUGGCCCUCAGACCUCCCCCUGGCUGCAGGGCCGAAGCUGCUGGGGCAUCAGGGGCUUUUUCCCCUCCACGUGCGUGCGAGAGCUCUGUCUCUCAUCCCGUAGCCGCCAGCGGCAGUCCGAUAGCACCUUGCUUCACACCCCGGGAUAUUCGAUGGGCCAGGCCCGGGCUCUGAUGGGGCUCUCUGCCCAGCUGGACGAGGAGCUGGACUUCCGGGAAGGGGACGUGAUCACUAUCGUCGCCGUGCCCGAGCCGGGCUGGUUUGAAGGCGAGCUGGAGGGUCGGAGGGGCAUUUUCCCAGAAGGCUUUGUGGAACUUUUGGGCCCCCUGAGGACUGUGGACGAGCCCCCCGGCGUGGGGAACCGUGAAGCUCGCACGGUUAAUGGCGGGAUAGACAUGCCUCCUCUGGAGGAGAAAGAGGGUGGGGAGGAGGGGGAGGAGCCGGGGACCUUCGGGAUCGCCCUCUACAAGUUCCAGGCCCUGGAACCCAAAGAGCUGGACUUCGAGGUGGGUGACAGGAUCCGCAUCGUGGGGACGCUGGAGGAUGGCUGGCUAGAAGGAACGCUGAGGGGCCGCAAAGGCAUCUUUCCUCACAGGUUCGUGAAGCUGCAGGGAACCUCCCCCAGCCCGAGGAAGGAGGAAGCCGUGGAGCUGCCACUGGACUUUGACCGGUCUAGAAGCCACCAAGCCCCACCAGACAGCCUGAGAUCUUUCCUAGCCCCCGAGGAACCCAAGGACGAGCCUGAUGAGAAGAAAAUCGAGCAAAUGUCCAGCUGUGCUACGCUUGGCCCAUUCAGCUCACCUCUGGGCCCCCUGGCUCCUAAUGAACAGCCCGAGAGUAGGGGAGACCCUAAGGGAAGGGCCCCGAGAAGCCCGGGAGUGGCGCCUGAAGCCAAAGACGUCUCCCUAAGUGACCCCGCAAAGACGAUCAAUGGUGUGGCACCUCAUCCUAAGCUGGGUGUGCCCCCUCAGCUUCCAGGGCAGAAGAGCCAGUGUGAUUGCCCUAUGGGGGAGGGCCACUCCAGCUCAGAAAGGCUCUUCAGCACUCUUCCUCUGGAAACCAGGAGCAGGGGUAGCCUCAGCACGGCCCCUCAGGAGCCAGGCUCCUGGCCAAAGAGCACCCGAGGCCAGGCGCCCUCUCUUCACAGCAGUUGGUCGGCGGCAGACUCUAGGGUUUUCAAGUCCCACCAGAAGAGCCCGCAGCCCGGGGAUGCGGCCACGGGGGCCGACAAGCAAGAUCGGCCCCCCAAAGGGCGUUCUUCCAGCUUUGGCAGCGGGCCGGAGGAACCAGAAUGGAGGCCCGCCCCGGUACCCGCGGCGACGCUUCUUCUGCCGGGAGAAAGCAGCACGGACCUGGAUUCCAAGCUGACGGAGCAGCUGAUGCAGUUUGAGAAAAGUCUGGCGGGGCCAGGGGCGGAACCGGACCAGAAAAUCUCCCGACAUUUCUCCAUCACGGACUUCAGCUCCGAGAAGGACAUCGUCCGCGGGUCCCCCAAGUCGGCCGUCCACAGGGAGCUGCCCGAGAGGAGAAAGGUCUUGAGGCCGCCCCCUCCCAGGCCCCACGCUCCAGCCCCCACCCUGACCGGCCAGAACCCGAAGCCUGAAUCGUCUUUCUCGGUGAGGCCCUCCCGCCCCGCUCCGCUGCCGCCUCCAGCCCAGCAGAGGACCAGCUCGGCGUCCCCAAAGCUCCAGCGUCUCAGCGGUCCCGGACGGACUAUACCGGAGGAGGAGAGCCAAGAAUACCCGGAGAGGAUCCUCGACCCCACCUGCCGUGACCCUUUCCUUCUGGUCAGGAUUCGGGAAAUUGAGCAGGACUUGGAGGUUUACAGCAAGACCCGAGAGGAACUGAGUCUGCUUCUGGAGGCGAGGGAUGAUGAGCAGAUAAGAGCAGAGACCCUGGAGAACCUGGAGUUCUGCGACUGUAACAUCGAGAGCCUGACUCUGGAGCUGCAGCAACUUCGAGAAAUGACCCUCCUCUCCUCCUCUCACUCUUCAUCCCUGGAGCCCACUUCUGUCUCGGCAUCCACUGAGAACCCAGAGCAGAGGAUGCUGGAGAAGAGGGCCAAGGUGGUUGAAGAGCUCCUCCAGACGGAGAGGGACUACGUCCGGGACCUAGAGAUGUGCGUGGAAAGGAUCAUGGUCCCCCUGCAGCAGCAGAUCCAGGUGCAGAACAUAGAUUUUGAAGGGCUUUUUGGAAAUAUCCAGAUGGUGAUUAAUGCCUCAAAACAAUUGCUGGUUGCCCUGGAGGCUACAGAUGCUGUAGGACCCGUGUUCCUGGAGCAUCGAGAUGAGCUUGAGGGGGUGUACAAAGUGUACUGCCAAAACCACGAUGAGGCCAUUGCCCUGCUGGAGGUCUAUGAGAAGGAUGAGAAGAUCCAGAAGCCCUUGCUGGAUUCCUUGGAAACCCUCAAGAGCCUGUACAGUGAGUGGGGCUGCACAAAUUACAUUAACCUGGGCUCCUUCCUCAUCAAACCGGUGCAGAGGGUUAUGCGGUACCCUCUGCUCUUAAUGGAGCUGCUCAACUCCACCCCCGAGUCCCAUCCUGACAAAGUGCCUCUCACGGCUGCCGUCCUGGCCGUCAAGGAGAUCAACGUUAACAUCAACGAGUAUAAACGGCGCAAGGACCUCGUCCUCAAAUACCGCAAGGGGGAUGAGGACAGCCUGAUGGAGAAAAUUUCCAAGCUCAACAUUCACUCCAUCAUCAAGAAAUCCAAUCGAGUAAGCAGCCACCUGAAGCACCUCACUGGCUUUGCUCCCCAGAUCCGAGAUGAAGCAUUCGAGGAAACAGAGAAGAAUUUCCGGAUGCAAGAAAGACUGAUUAAAUCCUUUAUCCGAGACCUAUCCCUCUACCUCCAGCACAUCCGGGAAUCGGCCUGUGUGAAAGUGUUGGCUGCCAUGAGCAUGUGGGACCUGUGUGUGGAGAAGGGAAACGGGGACCUGGAGCAGUUUGAGAAAGUGCAUCGCCUCAUCAGCGACCAGCUCUUCACUGAUUUCAAAGAGAGGACAGAGCGUCUGGUCAUCUCUCCCCUGAGCCAGCUGCUGAGCAUGUUCACGGGGCCCCACAAGCUGGUGCAGAAGCGUUUCGACAAGCUGCUGGACUUCCACAACUGCACCGAGCGGGCCGAGAAGCUGAAGGACAAGCGGACCCUGGAGGAGCUGCAGUCGGCCCGGAACAACUACGAGGCCCUGAAUGCCCAGCUGCUGGAUGAGCUCCCCAAGUUCCGGCACUACGCCCAGAGCCUCUUCACCAGCUGCAUCCGGGGCUACGCUGCGGCCCACUGCGACUUUGUGCGCCGCGCCCUGGAGGAGCUGCGGCCCCUGGUCUCGCUGCUGAAGGCCGCUGGCCGAGAGGGGAACCUCAUCGCCGUCUUCCAGGAGGAGCACAGCCGAGUCCUCCAGCAGCUCCAGGUGUUCACCUUCUUCCCCGAGAGUUUGCCGGCUGCCAAAAGGCCCUUCGAGAGGAGGACGGCGGAGCGCCAGUCUGCCCGGAAACCCCUCCUGGGCCUGCCCAGCCAUAUGUUACAGUCGGAUGAGCUCCGGGCCAACCUUUUGGCGAGAUACCCGCCUGAGAAACUCUUCCAGGUCGACCGUAACUUCAAUGCUGCUCAAGACCUGGAUGUCUCUCUCCUGGAAGGAGACCUGGUGGGCGUGAUCAAAAAGAAGGAUCCCAUGGGCAGCCAGAAUCGAUGGCUGAUUGACAAUGGAGUUACCAAAGGGUUUGUGUACAGCUCCUUCCUGAAGCCCUACAACCCUCGCCGGAGUCACUCGGAUGCCUCGGUCGGCAGCCACUCCUCCACCGAGUCAGAGCCCAGCAACUCCUCCUCCUCGCCGAAAUUCUCCCGGCAAAACAGCAGCAGCACCUUGACCUUCCUCCCCAGCAACAUGACUGUGACCUUCACCUCAGGCUCCCUCCAGAAGUCACCUCAAGAUUCCUCUUCUGCACAGGCAUCUGGCCAAGGAGAGCUCUGUGCUUCCUCCAACCCGGCUCUUCCCGAGGGAAACCUCUCCAGAUGCCCCACAGACACGGAUUCCCCCUCCCAGCCCGGGUCGUGCCGCUCCGUGGAUCCGGCCAGGGGGGACGCUGACCCGCGCGGCCACCGCCGGCACUGCCCCUCUGAACCAGCCGGCCACCCGGGCCCCCGGAGGAGUGGGCCGGCCGGAGACCUCUCCAAGGGGUGUUCUAAGAGGCCCCCCUCUUUGGAAGACCCAGACGAGAAGCUGGAGCUUGGAGAGGCGCUGGGCAACCAGGUCUAUUUUGCCGUGUACACCUUCAAGGCUCGGGGCCCGAAUGAGCUGAGCGUGUCAGCCAAUCAGAGACUCAGAAUCCUAGCGUUCAAAGACGUCACGGGAAACCGAGAGUGGUGGCUGGCUGAAGUGGAUGGGCGGAGAGGCUACGUCCCGUCCAAUUACAUCCGCAAGACUGAAUACACGUGAGCUGGCCGGACCCUCCACCCCACCCUGGUGCCUUAACUUGUGGACUGUGACAGGCGGGGCUCUGGGAGCCUGGCUGGCCUGGCGUCGGAGGGGAGAGUGGGGAGGGCCUGCCCCACUGUCCCCAGACGAGCAGAUGGCCGCUCCACGGGGCGGGUGGGGGUGAGGGGGUUCUGUCAUGUAUGCCUCAGUCUGGGUUAGACCCCGGUUCUAGUCACCAAACUUAGAGGAUGCUGGUCCAAUCACGGGAAGGGCCGGUAACAAAAUCUACGCAGUGGGGAGAUGCCCAGCGUGGAGAAGAUAGUAUUACCGUUUCAGAGAUGAGCUUUGGUCUUCCCAUCCCCCAGCUCCUCCGGCCACCCCUGAUGAGAAGAAGCGGAGGUGGACGGAGUGAGCUGGGUGCCCCGGGCUUUGGUCCCUCUCAGGGUAGUUGUCGUUUACUCCGUACAGAUGGUAGUGACCCCGGAAGACUCAGGCCCAGAACCUUGUCACCCUUUCCCUCUGACCUGCCGUUUCUUAGCUCCCCUACUUUGAAAUGCUCCCAAGCAUCUGGCAAGUGCACCAGCGAGCGUUGUUGUUCACUCCCCUUCUCCACCGAACCUAUCCUUGGUCCUUCCGCAGGACUCAGGGUCAGGCACCAAACACAGCUGCUCCCCUCCCUAACCACCCCCCAACAUUUCCUUCCCCCACACCACCUCCCCCCGGGCAGGGCAGGAAUGGGAGCGUUCCUGCCUCCUGCCACAGUGCGCGUGCCCUCGGAGACCCUCCGUGGGAGAAAAACCCUUCCACACCCUUCUCCCCACGUAUUACCUGUCGGCCCUGGCACGUUCUCCUCUAAGAAUGUGGAUCUAGGUCGGAGUUGGGGUGGACCGAGUUAACCGUGCCCGACUCCCAUCCCCAGUGUGCAGGAGUCGCUGACUCUCCCAUCUGAGUUGAAUUGGGGUUUCGCCAGGGUCAUCGAGCCCCUUUGUGUGCCCAUUUCCCUCCUCUUUGUCCCCGGGGGAGACCAGAACUCCUGCCCGGGUCUUUUGAAGGACUUUCCCAUCCCUCGGCCUAAAAACCGAAGACGGUCCCUCCGGAAGGAUUCGGAUAGCCGCUGCUCAUUUCCCUGGCUGUGGGUAUCCCUCUGGAGCUGUGGGCCAGUCUCGGGACUCUAAAGGAGGGAUGCGGAACGGCGGCUUCGGGAAUCCUUUGCGGAAGUCCGACUCUGUCCCACUCCCCCUCGUGGAGCCACUGUCUCGAUUUUGUCCCUCUUCCAGGAAACCUCUCCGUGGCCAGGCAGGGGUUUCCUUUAUUCCUCCCCAACCCAGGGAGGUGAACCGAGCAAGGGCUCGCCUUAACCCUUUCCUUGAGGAUUGUGUUUUAAAGGCAGAGUUAUUCAUGCUGCAUUCCUACUUUUGUAAAUAAAGUGUUUCUACAGAUGA
Messenger RNA from Ornithorhynchus anatinus (platypus), 6972 nucleotides. RefSeq names its product dynamin binding protein (gene DNMBP). The transcript has 17 exons. The coding region runs from base 833 to 5551 and encodes 1572 amino acids. The record is from RefSeq and is a predicted model, not a curated record. Gene Ontology annotation, biological process: intracellular signal transduction. Gene Ontology annotation, molecular function: guanyl-nucleotide exchange factor activity; protein binding. NCBI's taxonomy places the organism in Eukaryota, Metazoa, Chordata, Mammalia, Monotremata, Ornithorhynchidae. Gene Ontology annotation, cellular component: cytoplasm.